Molecule: messenger RNA, 393 nt
Organism: Talaromyces stipitatus ATCC 10500
Lineage: Eukaryota; Fungi; Ascomycota; Eurotiomycetes; Eurotiales; Trichocomaceae
Exons: 2
Coding region: 1-393 (130 amino acids)
Molecular function (GO): protein heterodimerization activity
Source: RefSeq, a predicted model, not a curated record
AUGGCCGUGACACAAAAGCUGUACCCUCGCGGUACCGUGAAGCGAAUUGUCAAGGCGCGCGCUGGUCGUAACAUCAGCAAGAACGCAGAUGUCUUGAUUACAUGCUAUUCAUGCAAGAGUAUGCGCCCCAUUCCAAAUCAUUGCACGCCGUUUGAGAAGAUCGCCCUACCCCCAUUCGACUACAUACUUACAUAUCCAAAUCACAGACUCAUGCGCGAAGCCUCAAUUCGAUCCCGAAAAUCAGGCGAAAAGGGCAUCUCAGCGCGCAACAUUCGCAGAGUCACGGAGGUCAGUUCAUAUACCAAUUCCUUUUCCAUCAAGCUGUCCACUUUGGAGCGCAGUCGUGUUGCUGACUCCUUUCGGAAUUUAAUCAGGCUACGUUACGAAAAAUGA